Puccinia triticina is the source of this 588-nucleotide messenger RNA. RefSeq lists its product as uncharacterized. Bases 1 to 588 code for a protein of 195 amino acids. The record is from RefSeq and is a predicted model, not a curated record. Gene Ontology annotation, molecular function: long-chain fatty acid transmembrane transporter activity. The transcript is spliced from 4 exons. Gene Ontology annotation, biological process: very long-chain fatty acid catabolic process; fatty acid beta-oxidation; long-chain fatty acid import into peroxisome. Lineage: Eukaryota; Fungi; Basidiomycota; Pucciniomycetes; Pucciniales; Pucciniaceae. Gene Ontology annotation, cellular component: peroxisomal membrane.
AUGUACUCGUACAAGGACGUCAGCGAGCUGGCCGGCUACACCGCCCGGGUCUCCGAGCUCUUUGACACCAUGAAAAGCAUCAAGCGCGGCCAGUACGAGAAACGCAAAGUCGGCUCCGCCAACACCGACAACUCCCAGCAAACAACACCUGUUGAUAGUGGGCCCGAACGGGUGCGGGAAGUCGUCGCUGUUCCGGAUCCUGGGCGGAUUAUGGCCGGUGUAUGGGGGCGUGGUGACAAAGCCUGCGGCCUUGGAGUUCACCUACAUCCCCCAGCGCCCGUACCUCUCUCCCUGGGCACCCUGCGCGACCAGCUCAUCUAUCCCGACUCGCGCGCAGACAUGGCCGCCCGCGGCGUCUCCGACGACGACCUCCUCCGCAUCCUUGCCAUCGUCAACUUGGACACCAUCGUCCAGCGCGAGGGCGGCUGGGAUGUCGUCAGGGAAUGGCAAGAUGCGCUCAGCGGCGGCGAUAAGCAGCGGCUCGCCAUCUGCAGACUCUACUACCAUUCCCACAAGCUGGUGGCCCGGCUGGAGCAGCUUGAGGAGACCCGGCUCAAGAACCUCGAGGGAAUCAACAUUGCUUAUUGA